AUGAUUGAUCUAUCGAAAUUUCAUGAUGAUUAUGCUGUUUAUAAAGAUGUACGAAAUUUAAAAGAAGAAUUAUUAGGAAAAGCCUAUGAAUAUUUCAAAAUGAAUGACAAAGAAUCAGAAAAUAAAUUGAAAGAUUUUUUCGAACAACAACGUUAUUGGAUUGGUGAUUUUACUUUAUUUCUGACAAUAAAAGAAUACUACAAAAAUGAAACAUGGGCAGAUUGGCCUGAUUCUUUACGUCGUCAUCAAUCUUCGGCCUUAGAUCAAAUUCGUCAAGAGAAAAAAGAUCGAAUUCAAUAUCAUCUUUUUGUUCAAUAUGUCUUUUAUCAACAAUGGUUUGAAUUGAAGAAAUAUGCUAAUGAUCGACAUAUUAAAAUAAUGGGUGAUAUGCCCAUCUAUGUCGAUUACGAUUCAGUCGAUGUUUGGGCACAUACAGACUUCUUUCAAUUGGAUAAAAAUACUAUGCAACAAACAGUUACUGCAGGUAUGUUAAAGAAGAUAAAUUAUGCCUUUUUGUAA
Messenger RNA from Rotaria sp. Silwood1, 519 nucleotides. The record is from the annotation of a GenBank genome assembly. Lineage: Eukaryota; Metazoa; Rotifera; Eurotatoria; Philodinida; Philodinidae.